CUGUGACCGACAAUACUUAAUUCUGCGUCUGUUGCUGAGUGACUAGGAUCGCUGACUUCAAAUCACUUGCCCCCUAACGCUGUAGGUUCGAAUCCCGCCAGGGGGCCUCUUUCAUGUCUUGAAGAUGUAUAGCUAGUUUACUGCUACUCACGGAGGAGCAACUGAGGUCGUCUUCAAUCAGUAAAGUUUGAAUUUCGACAUAUGAAAUCUACUGCGCUGGUGCGACGUAUAACCAAACCAAAAACUACGACUUUUGAAAUAAUUCCACGCCUGAUGUUUUUUUUUCAGUCGAAAAAAACUACUUAAGUCAUAGUGAUUGCACAAAUGAUGGACAGAAUGAUGCAUUUUGCAAGACUGCUCCACCUAAAUGUUUUUCUUGUGAUUACACUUCUGGACUUUCCUACUGUGACGAAAUUAUGGCAUGUUCUAAUAACCAGACAUGUUAUGUUCAGAGUUUUACAAAUUUAAAUGGGCACACUCACUACAGAUCUGGAUGUAUAGACUAUCAGACCUGUCGUCUGAACGAGCAUGGGAGCAAUUCUAAGGGGACAUGUCUACAAUGCUGUGAUGGUAAUUUCUGUAACUCGCAUGGAUGUGGAGAUAAUGGUUUCCCGCCAAAACAAUCACGAGGCCCUCUUUGUCUCGACUGUUCGCACGUGAGUGACCCAGAAGAAUGUGACAAAAUAACUAUCUGCUCCUCGAAUGAGGUAUGCCGCAUCGAAGAGUUUCCAUGGGGUGACAAUUCCAUAUUUCACCUUGGAUGCGCGUCAGUCAAUGAUUGUGCUAUAGAACACAGAAUUUUGAACCCUUUCAACCAGAGGUCAGUUCCAGUCUGCACAGAAUGCUGUCAGGAGGAUUAUUGCAAUACAAACUGUACAGGAAGGACCCAUAAUCAACAACAGAUUAUUGUUGGAUAAAUUUAUCUGUAUAUGAUAAAUGUGUUCGAAUCUUUUUUCGAGUAUAAUUGAUUAAAAUA
Messenger RNA from Ruditapes philippinarum (Manila clam), 976 nucleotides. RefSeq lists its product as uncharacterized. The transcript has 7 exons. Bases 417 to 917 code for a protein of 166 amino acids. Lineage: Eukaryota; Metazoa; Mollusca; Bivalvia; Venerida; Veneridae. The record is from RefSeq and is a predicted model, not a curated record.